Messenger RNA from Spathaspora passalidarum NRRL Y-27907, 1557 nucleotides. RefSeq lists its product as uncharacterized. Gene Ontology annotation, cellular component: i-AAA complex. Bases 1 to 1557 code for a protein of 518 amino acids. The transcript has a single exon. NCBI's taxonomy places the organism in Eukaryota, Fungi, Ascomycota, Pichiomycetes, Serinales, Debaryomycetaceae. The record is from RefSeq and is a predicted model, not a curated record. Gene Ontology annotation, biological process: protein quality control for misfolded or incompletely synthesized proteins. Gene Ontology annotation, molecular function: misfolded protein binding.
AUGACCACUAGGAUCUUAAUUUCACAAGCUUCUAGAAGGCUAGUUAGGAAUAAAUAUGUACUGAACCCUUUGCUUGUGCUAGCCAGGUUCAACUCUAGCCAGGGUCAAUACAAUUACAAUUACAACCAAUCAUACAAUUUUCAGCCACCACAGCCCAGAACUUCAAUAUUCAAGAAGUUUCUAUACACAACAUUAGGGUUCAUAGGACUAACUGGGGCAGCAUACUAUAUAUGGUGGCCAAAACAUACAUUUCCUAGUUCAGUUGCUAAGAUUUUAAGAAAAGGGUUGUGGGCUGAAAGUGAUAAAGGUGAAAAUGACUAUCAGUUAGCUUUGAAAUAUUAUUUACAGGCACAAGAGCAUUGUCAAGAGAUCAAUAUGGACCCUUUGUCAGAUGAAUACACUGGUAUUCAAUUGAAAAUUGCUGAAAUGUUUGAGAGAUUGAAUAUGAAAGCUGAUGCUUCUUUUGUGUAUAAUGAAAUUGCUACCUUGUAUUUAACGGUGCUUACGGCAUCUCCUGAUUCGAAGCAUGGUAAGAGAUUGAAGAGUCGAGAACAUAGACGUCAUUUGAUUCAAAAAGACUUGAGAAUUGCCAUUAAGUUGGUGGAAAUGAAUAGAGAGAACCCUCAGCUUUGUAAAGCUAUUCUUGUGACUCAUUUGAUAAUUGCGCAAGAUGAAGUGAACAAGGUGUUAACCAGCCCUAAACCAUUGAGCUUAGUUAAUAGAGCAGAUAGUAAGGAUGAUGUCAACACAUACACUGCUACUCUUGAUAACGACACUAUUGUGAUUAACGGGAAUCACGGUGAGGAAUUCCGGGUCAAAAAGACUCCAGAAGUUUGGGAGCCAUUCACCGAUGAGUUCUUCAAUGCUAUGGACUUAUUAAGUGCCAUUUGCAUCUCCUCGGGUGAUUUGGCCAUGGCAUCAAAGGUGAAGAUAUCUAUGAGCGAAGCUAUGUUAUUAGCCGAUGUGGAACCUUCCAAGAUGUUAUUAUCGCAAUGUAAUUUAGGUUCAUUAUUAUACAUGCAAGCCGAAGAAUUGGAAGCUCAAGAAAUCUCCUUAAGACGGAAAUUCUCAGAUUUGACAGGAAUAGAAUAUGAAAGGUUAAAGACUGAAUCAUUGUUGCAGGAUCAAGAUGACAAGGAGCUGAUUCAGGAAACUUUGAAAACGAAAGUAUCAGCUGAAGAUCAAGAAUUGUAUGAUAAGGUCGUCAGUUCUAAGAAUGUGUGUAUUCAAUUGGCCAUCAAAUCAUUUGAAUCAGUGCUUGAAUUUGCAAAGACCGUACCGCAAGAAAUAAUAAAGCAACAUAAUGAAAUUAAUGAAACAGUUGCUUUGGCAACUUAUGGGUUAGGAGUUGUGAAUUUACAUUUAGGGGCAUAUGAUAAAGCAGAAAGAUUAUUACGUGAAUCAAGGGUACGUUCUAGAAAGUGUAAUUAUUCUUAUUUGAUCCCAGAAAUUGAACGAGAAUUGGGGAAAUUGUUUGAUGAGAAAAAGAGUAUGAAGCUGGGUAUUCCUAGAAAAGAUGAUUUACGUGAUAUUGAAAUGGAUAUUCUCUUGAAAUAG